AUGUUAGCUCUCCAUCCACUGGUAGUGCUUCUGACGCUGCUUCGAGUAGUAUGGACUGCAGGUACGAGUGUCAACCAGGGUGCCAUCAACGGGUGUAAACCCGAUCAGGUUUACUCUGGGUUUUCGAUCACUUAUUACAGUAUGCCGAUUCGAGUCGGCAGUUCGCCAUGUUACGACCCCAACUACUCCAGUCCCGCUUACCUUCGGGAGGGUUACGAGACGUACGGGUCUGGUAAGCAAGGCUCGAGCUCUGCGGUCACCAAUCUUACUUUUGAUGCUCCUCGUGUGGGUGCUUCCUGCGCCAUUGUGUCAAGUUAUCUGCCUUCGAAUUAUAACUACGAUUCUGCUCUAUCUCUCACCAACUUCUCCAUGUUGGUAACCGGUUACUUUCUACCUGCUGUGACAGGCCAAUAUACGUUGAAUCUGAAAUACGUCGAUGAUCUCGCGUACAUCAAUGUAGGUGCAGGUAAUGCUUUCAAUUGUUGUCAAGUCGGUGAGUCCGUGGCAAAUCCCGGUGAUUUCACGCUAUUUGCCCAAUGGCCUCAGACUUCUAACAAAAUUAAUCUCGACCUUGUUGGGGGCAUCUAUUACCCCAUCCGUUUGUUCUUUGUUAACCGAAACGGUGCCGGUGGUCUUAAAUUCAAUUUCAUUGAUCCUGCAGGUGUUGAACAUGAUGAUUGGAGCAAAUUCAUUUACUCUGUCGCGGAUGGCGAACGAUGCGAUGUUCCGCCUUCUUACACCACAGCCUUCUGGUCACAAACUUACACUUCCUCCAGAACCGUUGUUUCCACUUACACCGACACUGAUGGUAAUCCAACGACCGGAAAUGUUGUUGUAGAAGAGAUACCCUACACCUAUACCUCCACCACUACUUCUGUACAGCCAUAUUCGGGGUCCGUGACUUCCACGUACUCUUCAGAUCUCUAUACUACCACUGGAACCGACGGGUUUGCUACUGUGAACACCUUGUAUUACGUCGAGACUCCUAGAGUAGAUCGGUCCUCUGACACCACUUCUCCUUGGAGCGGUUCAGCGACGUCGACAUACUCUACCGACUAUUCCACUAAUACCGGUCCUGACGGCAUCGAAACUGUCGACACGCUAUACAUUGUCGGAACUCCAACUCCAGCAGUAACUAAAACUACAGCUUCCGGCUGGACAGGAUCUUUCACCUCUACUGUCUCUACCGGUGUGACCACUUUCACUGGUUCUGAUGGUAUCCCAACCACCGAGACCGUGUACUAUGUUGAGACUCCUGAGGGCAAGAUCGAAUCAACCACAGCUUCCGGCUGGACUGGAUCUUUCACCUCCACUGUCUCUACCGGUGUGACCACUUUCACUGGCUCUGAUGGUAUUCCAACCACCGAGACUGUAUACUAUGUUGAGACUCCUGCGAGAUAUUCCACUGCUACUGAAUACGAGGCAUGGCCACAAGAAGGCACAUCUACCUUCAGUACCGAGGUCAGUACCUCAACGGGUGAAGAUGGCCUACCAACCAUUGAGACUGUGUACUCCGUUUACACACCUGAAGGUGUUGAAUUUGUCCUGACCGAAACUACCUCUUAUACUCAAUGGACCGGUUCUGAGACUCUAACUUACUCGACCGCGGAGACUACAUAUGGAGGUAGCGACGGAUUAACAACCGUUGAAACUGUUUACUACGUCGAGACUCCAGCUCUUGCUUCGACUUCUUACACCGGAUGGACUGGAUCUUUCACCUCUACAGUCUCUACAGGUGUGAGCACUUUCACUGGUUCUGACGGUAUUCCAACCACCGAGACUGUGUACUACGUUGAGACUCCUGAGGGCAAGAUCGAAUCCACUACAGCUUCUGGCUGGACAGGAUCUUUCACCUCUACUGUCUCUACCGGUGUGACCACUUUCACUGGCUCUGAUGGUAUUCCAACCACCGAGACCGUGUACUAUGUUGAGGCUCCUGAGGGCAAGAUCGAAUCCACUACAGCUUCUGGCUGGACAGGAUCUUUCACCUCUACUGUCUCUACCGGUGUGACCACUUUCACUGGCUCUGAUGGUAUCCCAACCACCGAGACCGUGUACUAUGUUGAGACUCCUGAGGGCAAGAUCGAAUCAACCACAGCUUCCGGCUGGACUGGAUCUUUCACCUCUACUGUCUCUACCGGUGUAACCACUUUCACUGGCUCUGAUGGCAUCCCAACCACCGAAACUGUAUACUAUGUUGAGACACCAACAGGCGAUUCGACAGGCGAUUCGACUUCUUACACUGAAUGGACUGGCUCCUUCACAAAUACCUAUUUUACCGAGACGACAACGUUUACCGGGUCCGAUGACAUUCCAACUGUUCGUUCAGUGUUCUUCGUUGAAACGCCAGCCGAUUCUUCGACCUCUUACAUUGGAUGGACUGGCUCUUACACAUCGACUGUUGCAACCGAUGUGACAACUUACUAUGUUGAGACUCCUGAGGGCAAGAUCGAAUCCACUACAGCUUCUGGCUGGACUGGAUCUUUCACCUCUACUGUCUCUACCGGUGUGACCACUUUCACUGGCUCUGAUGGUAUCCCAACCACCGAGACCGUGUACUAUGUUGAGACUCCUGAGGGCAAGAUCGAAUCCACUACAGCUUCCGGCUGGACUGGAUCUUUCACCUCCACUGUCUCUACCGGUGUAACCACUUUCACUGGUUCCGACGGUCUUCCAACCACCGAGACUGUUUACUUUGUUGAGACUCCUGAGGGCAAGAUCGAAUCCACUAUAGCUUCUGGCUGGACAGGAUCUUUCACCUCUACUGUCUCUACCGGUGUGACCACUUUCACUGGCUCUGACGGUAUCCCAACCACCGAGACUGUGUACUACGUUGAGACUCCUGAGGGCAAGAUCGAAUCCACUACAGCUUCUGGCUGGACUGGAUCUUUCACCUCUACUGUCUCUACCGGUGUGACCACUUUCACUGGCUCUGAUGGUAUUCCAACCACCGAAACUGUAUACUAUGUUGAGACACCAACAGGCGAUUCGACAGGCGAUUCGACUUCUUACACUGAAUGGACUGGCUCCUUCACAAAUACCUAUUUUACCGAGACGACAACGUUUACCGGGUCCGAUGACAUUCCAACUGUUCGUUCCGUGUUCUUCGUUGAAACGCCAGCCGAUUCUUCGACCUCUUACAUUGGAUGGACUGGCUCUUACACAUCGACUGUUGCAACCGAUGUGACAACUUUCACCGGCUCCGAUGGUGUUCCAACUACCCAAACCGUGUAUGUUGUUGAGACACCAACUGCUUCGACCUCUUACACCGGAUGGACCGGUUCCUUCACGUCGACCUUUUCGACUGGCGCCACUACGUUCACUGGAUCUGACGGUAAGCCAACCACCCAGACUGUUUACUACGUUGAGACCCCAACUGGUGCUUCGACCUCUUACACCGGCUGGACUGGCUCUUACACAUCAACUAUCGCCACCGAUGUGACAACUUUCACCGGCUCCGACGGUGUGCCAACUACCCAAACCGUGUAUGUUGUUGAGACACCAACUGGUGCUUCGACCUCUUACACCGGAUGGACCGGUUCCUUCACAUCGACCUUUUCGACUGGUGCCACUACGUUCACUGGAUCUGACGGUAAGCCAACCACCCAGACUGUAUACUUCGUUGAGACACCAACUGGUGUUUCGACUGUGUACACCCCAUGGACUGGUACUUUCACAUCAACAAUUGCAGCUGCUUUUACCACCUUCACCGGAUCAGAUGGUAAGCCAACCACCCAAACCGUGUAUGUUGUUGAAACUCCAGCUCUUGCUUUAACCUCCUACACCGGCUGGACUGGAUCUUUCACCUCUACUGUCUCUACCGGUGUGACCACUUUCACUGGCUCUGAUGGUAUUCCAACCACCGAGACUGUGUACUACGUUGAGACUCCUGAGGGCAAGAUCGAAUCCACCACAGCUUCUGGCUGGACAGGAUCUUUCACCUCUACUGUCUCUACCGGUGUAACCACUUUCACUGGCUCUGAUGGCAUCCCAACCACCGAGACCGUGUACUAUGUUGAGACUCCUGAGGGCAAGAUCGAAUCCACUACAGCUUCUGGCUGGACUGGAUCUUUCACCUCUACUGUCUCUACCGGUGUGACCACUUUCACUGGCUCUGAUGGUAUCCUAACUACCGAAACUGUAUACUACGUUGAGACCCCUGAGGGCAACAUUGAAUCCACUACAGCUUCUGGCUGGACUGGAUCUUUCACCUCUACUGUCUCUACCGGUGUGACCACUUUCACUGGCUCUGAUGGUAUCCCAACCACCGAGACCGUGUACUAUGUUGAGACUCCUGAGGGCAAGAUCGAAUCCACUACAGCUUCCGGCUGGACUGGAUCUUUCACCUCCACUGUCUCUACCGGUGUAACCACUUUCACUGGUUCCGACGGUCUUCCAACCACCGAGACUGUUUACUUUGUUGAGACUCCUGAGGGCAAGAUCGAAUCCACUAUAGCUUCUGGCUGGACUGGAUCUUUCACCUCUACUGUCUCUACCGGUGUGACUACUUUCACUGGCUCUGAUGGUAACCCAACCACCGAGACCGUGUACUAUGUUGAGACACCAGCUUCGACUUCUUACACCGGCUGGACUGGUUCUUACACAUCCACCAUUGCAACCGAUGUGACAACUUUCACCGGCUCCAACGGUGUGCCAACUACUCAAACCGUGUAUGUUGUUGAGACACCAGCUGGUGCUUCGACCUCUUACACCGGAUGGACCGGUUCUUACACAUCGACUGUUGCAACCGAUGUGACAACUUUCACCGGCUCCGACGGUGUUCCAACUACCCAAACCGUGUAUGUUGUUGAGACACCAACUGGUGCUUCGACCUCUUACACCGGAUGGACUGGUUCUUACACAUCAACUAUCGCCACCGAUGUGACAACUUUCACCGGCUCCGACGGUGUGCCAACUACCCAAACCGUGUAUGUUGUUGAGACACCAACUGAUGCUUCGACUUCUUACACAGAAUGGACUGGCUCCUUCACCAAUACCUACUCUACCGGUAUGACGACGUUUACCGGAUCUGAUAAUAACCCAACUAUUCGUGCCUUGUUCUUUGUUGAAACCCCAGCUCUUGCUUCGACUUCUUACACCGGAUGGACUGGUUCUUACACAUCGACUGUUGCAACCGAUGUGACAACUUUCACCGGCUCCGACGGUGUGCCAACUACCCAAACCGUGUAUGUUGUUGAGACACCAACUGGUGCUUCGACCUCUUACACCGGAUGGACCGGUUCCUUCACGUCGACCUUUUCGACUGGUGCCACUACGUUCACUGGAUCUGACGGUAAGCCAACCACCCAGACUGUUUACUACGUUGAGACCCCAACUAGUGCUUCGACCUCUUACACUGGAUGGACUGGUUCUUACACAUCGACUGUUGCAACCGAUGUGACAACUUUCACCGGCUCCGACGGUGUGCCAACUACCCAAACCGUGUAUGUUGUUGAGACACCAACUGGUGCUUCGACCUCUUACACCGGCUGGACUGGUUCUUACACAUCCACUGUUGCAACCGAUGUGACAACUUUCACCGGCUCCGAUGGUGUUCCAACUACCCAAACCGUGUAUGUCGUUGAGACACCAACUGGUGCUUCGACCUCUUACACCGGAUGGACCGGUUCCUUCACGUCGACCUUUUCGACUGGUGCCACUACGUUCACUGGAUCUGAUGGUAAGCCAACCACUCAGACUGUUUACUACGUUGAGACCCCAACUGGUGCUUCGACUGUGUACACCCCAUGGACUGGUACUUUCACAUCAACAAUUGCUGCUGCCUUUACCACCUUCACCGGAUCGGAUGGUAAGCCAACUACCCAAACCGUGUAUAUUGUUGAAACUCCAGCUCUUGCUUCGACUUCUUACACCGGCUGGACUGGUUCUUACACAUCCACUAUCGCCACCGAUGUGACAACCUUCACCGGCUCCGAUGGUGUUCCAACUACCCAAACCGUGUAUGUUGUUGAGACACCAACUAGUGCUUCGACCUCUUAUACUGGAUGGACUGGUUCUUACACAUCGACUGUUGCAACCGAUGUGACAACUUUUACCGGCUCCGACGGUGUUCCAACUACCCAAACCGUGUAUGUUGUUGAGACACCAACUGGUGCUUCGACCUCUUACACCGGCUGGACUGGUUCUUACACAUCCACUAUCGCCACCGAUGUGACAACCUUCACCGGCUCCGAUGGUGUUCCAACUACCCAAACCGUGUAUGUUGUUGAGACACCAACUGGUCUGUUCACUGGAUCUGACGGUAAGCCAACCACCCAGACUGUUUACUACGUUGAGACCCCAAACUCGGUGCUUCGACCUCUUACACCGGCUGGACUGGCUCUUACACAUCAACUAUCGCCACCGAUGUGACAACUUUCACCGGACUCCGACGGUGUGCCAACUACCCAAACCGUGUAUGUUGUUGAGACACCAACUGGUGCUUCGACCUCUUACACCGGAUGGACCGGUUCCUUCACGUCGACCUUUUCGACUGGUGCCGCUACGUUCACUGGAUCUGACGGUAAGCCAACCACCCAGACUGUUUACUACGUUAAGACUCCCAGGAGGGGUUAUUAUGGUAAUUCGACUGCAAGUGAAACCAGGUCUACUACACCACUAAUGCCCGAAAGUGGUCUGUCUUCAACUCCUUCCACUUCCGCUGACCAAGAAAUCACACACUCUGCUGCUGCUGUAACGCCUAACAUCGAAAGCACAUCCAAGGGUCCUCUAACUUCUUCUACUAGAAAAGACUCUGUAUCUCCUAUGCUGUCUUCACCACUACAGAGUUCCACUGACGUAGUUACUGAAAUGAACACUGCCACAAUCUUCACAACUGUUGCUCGACAGGUCACUAAUAAUGCGGGUGCUCCAGGUGCUCCAGGCUCAGGUUCAGGCUCAAGUUCUGGCUCUCCAACUGCUCCAGGCUCUGGUUCUGGCUCGGGUUCUGGUUCUGGCUCUAGUUCUGGCACUCCAGGUGCUCCAGGCUCUGGUUCUGGCUCUAGUUCUGGCUCUCCAACUGCUCCAGGCUCUGGUUCUGGCUCUAGUUCUGGCUCUCCAGGUGCUCCAGGCUCUGGUUCUGGCUCUAGUUCUGGCACUCCAGGUGCUCCAGGCUCAGGUUCAGGCUCUAGUUCUGGCUCUCCAGGUGCUCCAGGCUCUGGUUCUGGUUCAGGCACAUCAAGUGCUCCAGGUUCAGCUUCAAGUAUCGGCUCUGUUUUUUCUGGUUCCGGCUCGAAGACUACGUCCGAGGCACCAAAGACAUCUUUGUCACCAGCGUCUGGCUCAACUUCUGCUCUACACUCUAUCGGUAAUGCUAAUAGACUGGGCUUAGGAAUACUUCUAGCACUUCCUUUAGCGCUGCUU
Lachancea nothofagi CBS 11611 is the source of this 7362-nucleotide messenger RNA. The record is from the annotation of a GenBank genome assembly. Lineage: Eukaryota; Fungi; Ascomycota; Saccharomycetes; Saccharomycetales; Saccharomycetaceae.